AUGCCACAAAACUUUAUUUUGGAGAUCGAGGUUUUUGACUGUUGGGGAAUCGACUUCAUGGGGCCCUUUCCACCUUAUUAUGGGAAUCUCUACAUUCUUUUGGUCGUGGAUUACGUUUCCAAAUGGGUUGAAGCUGUAGCAAGUCCUACAAAUGAUUCGAAGGUAGUCCUCAAGAUGUUCAAGCACAUAAUUUUCCCACGGUUUGGUGUCCCUAGAGUGGUUAUAAGCGAUGAGGGGACUCACUUUAUCAACAAGCUCUUUGCAAACCUUUUGAGGAAACAUGGUGUGACACACAAGGUUGCUACUCCUUACCACCCACAGACCAGUGGGCAGACAGCUUAUAAAACGCUUAUUGGGACUACUCCUUUCAGGCUAGUUUAUGGGAAGUCAUGCCACUUACCUGUCGAAUUCGAGUAUAAUUCCUUGUGGGCGACUAAGCAAAUGAACUUCAACAUCAAGACAGCCGCAGAGAAACGCCUUAUUCAGCUGAAUGAGCUUGAUGAAAUUCGCAUGGAUGCUUAUGAGAAUGCUAAGAUAUACAAGGAGCGGACCAAGGCUCUCCACGAUAAGAAGAUUAUUCCCAGGGACUUUGCUGCCAAUGAUUUGAAACACUUGAAAAUCACGUUUGGUAGUAAGCCUUAUUCUGAGGAACAGGUUCGAAACGCAGAAGAUAACAUGCCUAAACGAUGCCGAAGAGGUAAGGAGACUGCCCCUCCUACCGAAGAGCCACCAACAAGGAUUUGGAAUGAUGCUAAGUGGUUGAUGGAGCCAACUCGUUUUGUUGAUCGAGAGCUUUUUGAGAAGAUGGGUUGGUAA
Messenger RNA from Camelina sativa (false flax), 816 nucleotides. The record is from RefSeq and is a predicted model, not a curated record. Lineage: Eukaryota; Viridiplantae; Streptophyta; Magnoliopsida; Brassicales; Brassicaceae.